UAAGUGCAAACAGAAUUCAUUUAUUCUGUUUACAGAUAACAAUACCUAAACGAGGAACUGCACCUAUCACUCAGUAAUUUUGGCCAUGGCUCUCGUACGCGGUGUCUAUGUUGUGGGCGCAAAGCGAACUCCAUUUGGCGCCAUGGGCGGUAGCCUGAAGGACUGGUCCCCCACAGAUCUUUCGGUCGCCGCGUCUAAAGCAGCCAUCACACAAGCAGGAGUGGACCCCUCCAAGAUUGACACGUGUGUUGUAGGAAUCGUCAAUCAGUUUGCUGCAAAGGACGCGCCUUACUGCUCUCGACAUACAGCUCUAAAAGUUGGAAUGGGACAGCAUACGCCGGCUUUAAACAUUAACCGCAUGUGCGGUUCCGGGUUCCAAUCAGCUGUUAACGUCGCCCAGGAAAUCCAACUGGGCAAUGCUUCCAUCGGCCUGGCUGUGGGCUCUGAGAAUAUGUCGAUGUCGCCAUUUAUUUUGCGUGAUACGCGAUUUGGUGUCCGCUUUGGCGUGGAGCCUUCACUCGAGUGUUCAUUGCUAGUAACCCUGACAGAUCAGCUCUGUAAACUGCCCAUGGCUCUAACGGCCGAAAACCUUGCCGAUAAAUUUAAAAUUACUCGGGAUGACGUGGACAACUUCGCUCUUCAGUCACAGCAACGAUGGGCCGACGCUCAUCAGCGGGGUAGUUUUCAGGAGGAAAUCGUUCCCCUGGAUAUCAAGGUCAAGGGCAAACUGGAAUCGAUGAAGGUUGACGAACACCCCAGACCUCAAACAACUAUCGAGGGUCUAAAAAAACUUCCGUCGCUUUUCAAAAAGGAAGGAACAGUUACUGCUGGAAAUGCAUCAGGUAUUUGCGACGGUGCCGGAGCCCUAGUACUAGCUAGCGAAGAAGCUGUCAAGCAAUAUAACCUGAAGCCUCAGGCGCGCAUUGUUGGUUACUCGUACGUCGGGUGCGACCCCACCAUCAUGGGAAUCGGACCGGCACCCGCCAUCCGUGCAAUUCUAGCGAAGACUGGUAUCAAACAGCAGAACGUUGAUUUGUUCGAUAUCAAUGAAGCGUUUGCCUCGCAGUUCCUUGCUGUUCAAAAAGAACUCGGCCUUGAUCCUACCAUCACAAACGUCAAUGGGGGAGCCAUUGCUUUAGGCCACCCUGUGGGUGCAUCUGGUGCACGAAUUCUAGCAAACCUUAUUUAUGAACUUAAAGCUAGGAAUAAAAAGACUGCAAUUGGCUCUGCAUGUAUCGGCGGCGGGCAAGGUAUCGCUGUAAUGCUCGAGAACUGUUAAAACAAACUAAAAUCUGCGAACUGAUCGUGAAGCGUAUGAUUCAGUUCAUGUUUCAAGGACUUCAUUUGACUAAGCUUGUAUAUGAAUGUAUCACGUCUCCUUUACUGCUUGUUUGAGGGCAAAGUGAGCAUCUACCGCAAAUAAGUAAAGGAACACUUAGUAGAGGUAGUCUACCAAAAAGUCGGGGAUGUUCAUCUAUGAAAAGUUCUGCUCAAUUGAACUUAAAUAUUUUCAGCCUAUCUUUGUAUAGAUAUUUACAAUAUAGAAUACAAAUGUAUUAGGUAAUGUGUAUUAAGAGCUGACUGACAGCAGCGUAUGAGCAAACAGUCAAUCCUUCUUCAAGAUAGUUCAAGUUGAUUAGCAACAAUAUUGCUUCAGAAAGAAAACUUGAAAUUCAAAAUCUAGUACCAUUUGAUUAUUGAGGUUCUAUUGUGUACAUCAUCGUAGAACAUUUUAGGCGUCUAAAUGAUUACCAAUUAAAUCGCAUACGAUAGUAGGAAACAUUUUUGAUGUCACUCUCUUCUGGCGACGCUAAGAACGCCUUUCAUAUUCGUCCCACUGAGGAGUUGUAUAAACCGAGUAUUUUAUUUUUACCAGAGCUAAUUAUAAAUGUCGAAAGAUACGCAUUUACAUAUAUAUGACAAAAUGUAAGAAACAAUAUAUCAUUAUAAAAGCGAUAUUAAUUGUUGCGCUAACUAUGGUACCUUUCAGCCAGAUCCUAUCCUUUGAUAAAAGAAUGUAAGAAAUAAAAAUUAACUGUUACAAAUAGCUAGUUCUUCUAUAAAAACAAGACAGAGUAAUUUGUUUUCAAUAGUAUAGCUUAGUCGAGUCGAAUCUUUUGAAGCUUACCAAAACUGUAUCUCAAAUAAACGUUGGCUAGUCCUUA
Molecule: messenger RNA, 2165 nt
Organism: Varroa destructor (honeybee mite)
Lineage: Eukaryota; Metazoa; Arthropoda; Arachnida; Mesostigmata; Varroidae
Gene: yip2
Product: yippee interacting protein 2
Biological process (GO): fatty acid beta-oxidation
Cellular component (GO): mitochondrion
Molecular function (GO): acetyl-CoA C-acetyltransferase activity
Source: RefSeq, a predicted model, not a curated record